Messenger RNA from Symbiodinium natans, 1462 nucleotides. The record is from the annotation of a GenBank genome assembly. Lineage: Eukaryota; Dinophyceae; Suessiales; Symbiodiniaceae.
GCAGAUGGCGCGACCCAGCCGAAAGCCAGGUCAGACGCCGGUGCAGGUCAUUUGCAGCCUUCUGCGCCCGGAGGCGGUUGCGCCGCCCCCGCCGCCCCCGCCGGCGAGCUCGGAGGUCACCCCUGUGGACGACGGCUACGUGGGCCGAGAAAUACUUGCCCCGCCGGUGCCGGCCAUGGAGGAUACCUCGCAGGCGGUGCGGGUUCGGACGCUGGUGCAGGAGGUGGAGCGACUGCAAGCUCGCAUUGCGGAGCUGGAGGAGGAGAAGGCGUCCUCGCCAUCGCCGACCUUGGCCAAGACCACAGGUGGGGGAGGCUCCUCGAAGCCGUCCUGGCUGGCGGAUUCUGGUCGCAACUCCCUGGCCACAACGCUCCCGUCGCGGCGGGGCUUGGGUGGUAUUGAGGACGACGAGGACGCCGGCCUCAAGAACCAGCUGAAGGAAGAGCAGCGGAGGUGCAAGCGCUUGGAGCAGCAAGUGCAGCGCCUCACGGACCGUCUGUCCGAGGCGGGCAGCGCCGGCGGCGUCGGCUCGCUGCCGCACUUCGAGAUGGUCGAGGUCCAGCUUGGCGAGAUUCUGAACCAAGGUGGCUUCAGCGUGGUUCACAAGGGGACCUGGCACGGCACGAAGGUGGCGGUCAAGAAGCUCUUCGAUCCGAACAUCUCGCAGGAGCUCUUGGCAGAGUUCGACAACGAAGUGCAGAAGCUCGAACUUUUGAGGCACCCCAACAUCCUCAUGGCUUUGGCAGUGCACCGCAAGCCGCCGGCACUGUCCCUCAUCAUGGAGAUGGUCGAUGGCGGGUCCUACUUCCAACUUCUCCACAUGCCCCAUCAGUUCAACUCGGCCACCGGCCCGGUUCGCGCCGUGACCUUCAAAGAGAACAUGAGCAUCCUCGACGCCACGGCCACGGCGAUGGCCUUCCUGCACGCGAGGGGCAUCGCGCACCGCGACAUCAAGUCCCACAACGUUCUCCUGUCGCCGCACUUGGAGGUCAAGCUUUGCGACUUUGGCUUGGCGAAGAUGAAGUCUGAGCUGAUGACGGGGAGCAUGCAGUUUGCAGGAACACCCAGCUACAUGGCCCCGGAAGUCUUCCGCAAUGCCAAGUACACGGAGAGUGUGGACGUCUUUGCCUUCGGCACUCUGCUGUGGGAGGCGAUGGCCAAUGACAUCCCCUUCGCAAAUCUGGAUCCCGCUGACAUUCGCGAACGCGUUAUUGAAGGGCAGAUGCUGGAGAUGCCCUCCCUUGCACCUCGCGAAGUCCAGCAGCUGAUCCGCAGCUGCUGGACCCUGGACUACAAGGUGCGCCCAACUAUGCCGGAAGUGCUUCAGUCGCUCCGAUCCUGCCGCGACGCCGAUAAGGCGCCCCUGCGAAAAGUUCGCCAGUGUUCAGGGUUUAGGGCUGAGGGUUUAGGGUUGAGGGCUGGAGGGCUCAGGAACCCUAAAAUCCUAAGCCCUGAACUCUAA